AUGGAGGAAAAUAUUUACAUCAAUCAAGACAUAUGGUGGGGGAGCGAAAAUUGGAGCGAAUAUCAAUACAAUAAGGAUCAAUACAAUGAAUAUUGUAAUAAUGAUCCAUAUAAUGAUGAUUGUUGGUGGACUGGUGAUUCGGCUCAAAACCAACACCAUGAAUCACUUUAUUUCUCGAAGGACCAAGAAUCAGAUGAAUCUUCAUUCAGCAAGAAGUUGGAUCAAAUGUUGUAUAUGUUAAAUGAAAUCUUCAUCAAAGAAGAAGACAACUCCAAAUCAAUUUCGGCUAUUGAAAAACAAUUAGAACAUAUAGCGGAGAAAUUAAAUGAACAACCUUCAGACAAUAUUUCAGACACUACCCAAGUAAAUGAGGUAAGUUUUCUCUGCAAUGAAAACGUUGUGCAUAAUCCUACACCACCCAAACUUGAGGUUGUAGUGGAGGAUGAUGUACCUUUAAAUGAUAAUGAUACCCAAAGGAUGUUCGAAAUUAAAGAAGCUGUAAUUGAAUUUGAAAAGUCUAAUGAAGAGUUUCAUGAGUUGGAAGAGUCCAAAGUUGGGGAGGGGUUUGUGGAGGCUAAUACCACCCCCUACCCAACAAUUUUGAAAAAACCUGAAAUACAACUUCUUGUUGUGAUAGUUUCUUAA
Lactuca saligna is the source of this 645-nucleotide messenger RNA. Lineage: Eukaryota; Viridiplantae; Streptophyta; Magnoliopsida; Asterales; Asteraceae. The record is from the annotation of a GenBank genome assembly.